AUGCUAUUCGAGUCGUGGCCCGACAUCAAUCUCCUCCAUACGCCAUCCGGACCCGAGACCGUCGCAAAGGUCAACAGGUCGCCGAAAGCCCUGCCCACCCCUCACAGAAUGCGUCUCGACUCCCGCACACCGCCCCGGCGGUAUCUCGCCCUGAUCAGCGUCCUACUGGCCUUCCUGUCGACAAUGGUUGCCGCACAGAACGGAACCGGGACCGCAACCACGGUCCGGCAGUGCAUCCCGCGCCCCACGACGACGACCGGCGUGCCGCCUCCGGGGCCCACGGCGGCCCUCCCGAAGAACUUUGGCAUGAUCAUCCACCGGGCGUACGAGAUGCUCGACGUCUUCGGCCCCCUCGAGGCCCUGGGCGUGUUGGCGAGGAUACACCAGCUGAACUUGUACCUGAUCGCGGAGACUAUGGACCCGGUAACGGUUGAGCCGGGGUCCGCCGCCAUGAAUUCCAAGAACUCGAGCUUCUUCCCCGUCAUCCUGCCGACGCACACCUACGAGACGGCGCCUGAAGAUAUUGAGGUCCUCAUCGUCCCCGGCGGCCUCUGGACGCGGUCGCCCAACAUCGGCCCAGCCAUCUCGUACAUCAAGACAACGUACCCGCGCCUGCGGUACCUCAUCUCCGUCUGCACGGGCGCCUCGGUUGUGGCGCGGGCCGGCGUGCUCGACGGCCGGCGCGCGACGACGAACAAGGCCUCAUGGGCGAGCACCAUCGUCCACGGUCCCCACACCGAGUGGGUGGCCAAGGCGCGCUGGGUCGUCGACGGCAACGUGUGGUCAUCGUCGGGCGUGUCGGCCGGCAUCGAUGCGACGCUCGCGUUCGUCGAGGCCGUGUACGGCGCCGAGAACGCAACGUACGUCGCCGACAUGAUGGAGUACGACUGGCACCGCGACUCGACCUGGGACCCGUUCGCCGAGAGGUUCAACGUCACCGACGCCUGAGCGGCGGGGGGAAGGGGGAUGAAUCCUGUGGGGAACCUGGACUUGCCUAGGUUAUCCUGCCGAGAGUUAUGCCCGAAAUACGAUUCUAAUUUGACAUGGGGAGUCGCAGUGUUAUUUGUCGUUUUGCUCUAGCGGCUUUUUUGUAGCGGGGAACUCUAAAUCUGAUGCGUAAUUCUGGCAGUGCAUCGGAAAGAUUUGAUGCCUAUGACUUACGUAUCUGCUUGUGUUUCCAGAUGGGCACAGCCAGUCUUCAAAAUGAAAUGGCUCAGAUGGUGUAGGUGAGAUGAUGAGUACACAGAAAGCCAGCAUGUAGACGAGAGCUGCGUCCUCCCUGGCGCGGACAUAUAACACGAUGCAACGGGUUAAUGGAAUGGACGAUGAAACCUGUAACGUUUACCAA
This is a messenger RNA of Colletotrichum destructivum, 1348 nucleotides long. RefSeq names its product Putative class I glutamine amidotransferase. The coding region runs from base 1 to 948 and encodes 315 amino acids. The record is from RefSeq and is a predicted model, not a curated record. The transcript is spliced from 3 exons. Gene Ontology annotation, biological process: regulation of DNA-templated transcription. Lineage: Eukaryota; Fungi; Ascomycota; Sordariomycetes; Glomerellales; Glomerellaceae.